GAUUCCGCCACUUAGGGUUCAUAGCAGCCAGAGACGAAAGGAGAAGGGAUCUAAAGCAUCGAAAGCAACAAUGGUGAAGUUCUUGAAGCAGAACAAGGCCGUGAUCCUUCUUCAAGGCCGUUACGCCGGUAAGAAAGCCGUCAUCGUCAAAUCCUUCGACGACGGUACCCGUGACCGUGGCUACGGACACUGCCUCGUCGCCGGACUCAAGAAGUACCCGAGCAAAGUCAUCCGCAAAGACUCAGCCAAGAAGACUGCCAAGAAAUCUAGGGUUAAGUGUUUCAUCAAGGUCGUUAACUACCAGCAUCUGAUGCCUACGCGUUACACGCUCGACGUGGAUCUCAAGGAAGUGGCCACUCUUGAUAACCUUCAGUCCAAGGAUAAGAAGGUUGCUGCUCUUAAGGAGGCCAAGGCUAAGCUUGAGGAGAGGUUCAAGACCGGCAAGAACAGAUGGUUCUUCACCAAGCUCAGGUUCUGAGAAGUUUCGUAUUUCGACAAGGACGUUUUUGAGCUUUUUGUUAUUGAAUCUUUAAAGCGUAAUUUUUAGUUUCUAGGGUUUCAUUUACUUUGGUGAAAAAUUGUGGAACCUGUUUUGGAUUGUGUAAGACGUUUUGUUGAAUUUUCUAUUAUGGAUUUUGUUUCUCUUAUGCGUUUUGAUUA
This is a messenger RNA of Capsella rubella, 660 nucleotides long. RefSeq names its product 60S ribosomal protein L27-3. The record is from RefSeq and is a predicted model, not a curated record. Gene Ontology annotation, cellular component: cytosolic large ribosomal subunit; ribosome. NCBI's taxonomy places the organism in Eukaryota, Viridiplantae, Streptophyta, Magnoliopsida, Brassicales, Brassicaceae. Gene Ontology annotation, molecular function: structural constituent of ribosome. Bases 71 to 478 code for a protein of 135 amino acids. The transcript has a single exon. Gene Ontology annotation, biological process: translation.